Molecule: messenger RNA, 4173 nt
Organism: Engraulis encrasicolus (European anchovy)
Lineage: Eukaryota; Metazoa; Chordata; Actinopteri; Clupeiformes; Engraulidae
Gene: osmr
Product: oncostatin M receptor
Exons: 17
Coding region: 380-3034 (884 amino acids)
Biological process (GO): cytokine-mediated signaling pathway
Cellular component (GO): signaling receptor complex; external side of plasma membrane
Molecular function (GO): cytokine binding; cytokine receptor activity
Source: RefSeq, a predicted model, not a curated record
UGAAACGAUGCUUGACACCUGCGGUGUACACCUCGCUGAAUCCUCUGCGGUAUCUACAAUAGGGUUUGUGGUAGACAAUUUGUGUGUGAGAGAGUGUGGAGGCAGAUACGCCACAACUUUAUGAUAUAGGAGAAACAGAACAGAUAGGCUACAGGCCUAAAAUAACUUUGGUGUCCAAAAUACAGUUUCAAUGGAUUUGGUCCUCGCCUAUGGACGAUGAGGCGCAUGGAUCUGGUGCUGUGGCAUAUCGGUCUGAUAGGCCUAUUUGUCUUUGCCCAUGGGAAUUGCUUGGGGGGAUUUGGCAAGUCAUCUUUUUUAAUGCCAUAAAACUAUUGCAGUCUGCUUUGAUGACUGACAAAAAGUAGGCUGUUAAUUUGUGAUGUUUAUUAUUCGUUUAGACGGCGUACCAGUUGAAUUUGAGCUGUAUCCCAAAGAUCACCUCCGUCUUGUGGUUAAUUGGACCUUGGAGCGCGCGCUCAACAACGUUACUUAUGAAAUUCAAGUGAGCCGCUCAGAAAAUUUCCAACUGAUAGAAUGUAUAAACGUGAGCAUUGGAUAUCAGGAAAAUGGAGAACUGUUUCACACGUGGACUUGGACUUCAAAACUACCCUUGCAAUGUGUUGAUCACUCCGUGAGGAUGAGAUGCAUUUACAACUUCAGCUCAGUGUGUAACUGGUCAUCAUGGCAUACCCUCCCAGGUGCAGAGGAGCACAACGUACUGCAGAUGUUCCCAUAUGAGGAGGUCCUACAGGAGGGCACCGAGCUUCUCCUCUGCUGUGUGGCCCCCAGGGGCGCCCACAUCACCAGUGCCACCUUCGACCAAACCCAGUACCCCCUCAUCCACGUCAGCAGCCAGGUCAGAGCCAUCGCCGUGGCCCACCUCAACACCACUAAUGGCUGGGGCGUCUCAACCAAAUGCUACGAUUCCCAAGGCAACGAAAAUGACUCGACCAACUACGUCACUUUUUUACCUCAGAAGCCCAAAAAUCUGAGCUGUGAGACGGAGGACUUGAGAGUUUGGAAUUGCACAUGGCAGCCUGGGAGACCCUCGGAGAUAGACGGCGAGCACGUAUACACCCUGCUGGUCCAGGACACAGAUUAUGAGAAGAAGUGUGAAGAUUCGUGGUGUAGUUUCCAGCCUUCCUCAUUCCUCCAUGACUACAAUGUUACUGUGUUGGUGACAACCAGUCUAGGACACAUAGCAGAAAACAUCCGGUUCCCCUCCCUGGACAGAGUUUUUCCGGUCGCCAACAGUUUGUCAGUGAAGCCUAAUGUGACUGAAGCUGUCUUGUCUUGGACUGUCGAGGGAAACUUUACCAAGAUUCCAGUGGUUUGCCAAGUCCAAACCUAUCCAGAGGCUCAUAUAAUGGACAUUGAACAAAUCCAGGAUUCAGUGUUACGCUUUGUUUGCCAACUGGAAUGUUUAAAACCCAGCACACAGUACCGGGUAAAGGUACGCUGUGGAGUUUCUGGGAAAACAUGGGGAAGGUGGAAUGACACAAGUAUUUUCACCACAUACCCUGUGGUUGUUGUGGACGUCUGGAGGACAAUCAAACAUCAUUCCACUGGCCGCAGUCUUGUUGUAGUGUGGAAGACAAAUUCCAGUGGAAGCCAGUCGGAUGUGGAGUCAUAUGAUGUCCGUCUGCAGGGGGGGAAUGUCCUGAACAUCACGAUGGAGGACGGUGGAGGAGGACUUCAGCAGAGGAUCACUGCAGAGAGUCAGACAGAGUUCCUGAUUGGCCAGGAAGGAUGUAGCGUUUCUGUGCGCGCCAUCGUACGGGUUGGAUCCUCCAUUCCCUCGCUCAUCAACAUUCCUCCCUCACAAUACACAGAAGAGCAAAUCACCCCAAAGAGGCUUGUGGGCAGUGGUGCCCAGGCUGGCUUUGCGCUGUCGUGGGCGGAGGAAGCCAGGGCGGUGUGUGGGUACACGGUGGAGUGGUGUCAUAAAAGGCCCGGUGCCAGUGCCAGUGCCAAUGCUCUACUUUGCCACCCCAGUGAGCUGAGAUGGGAGAAGGUGGAAGGGCACAGCACCACCUCUUUAUCACUCCCUCCAGGUGGCUUCGUGGGUGGCUUCAGAUACGCCUUCAGUGUGUUUGGCUGCAGAGAGGACGGCUACCAUCUGAUUGAGACACUCGUGGGCUACUCACAGGAACACAGACCUACUACUGUCCCAGAAAUACAGUCCUCUCCCGUGGUCACGUCGUCCUCUGUCAGGCUGAAGUGGAGUUUUCCGGAAGACAGUCCACAGCACCCUGGCUUCAUCACAGGCUAUCUUGUGACGGUUAAAGACGAUGGCCAGUUGAGCAAUCAGAGCCAGCACUCCCAGCGUAUUUCAGUGGAUGACCCCGGUAGGAAGAUGGUGAUGGUGAGCGGUUUGAGGGAGAGUGCCCGCUACUCCUUCUGCAUCCAGGCCUGUACCACUGCAGGCCCAGGGCCACACUCAUGUCGCAGCUUUGAAACCUCACCCGACUAUACUCUGUUUAUGGCGAAGAUUUUAAUCCCUUUGGCGUUCCUUCUGGGCUGUUGUGUUCUGCUGUGGCCACACUGGAAGAGAGUGAGGAAUACACUUGUGGAGAUUUUCACUCAUACAGCCAGUGUGAGUGUGAAGAUUGUGGAGCUGGACAGCUCACUGUAUGAGACAAGCGAGAGGAUUCGCACCCUGAAAGUGGAAGAGUGCCUGUGCUGCGACCUUGAAGUUGUAGAUAUGGGCUGUCCAAGGUCAGAGGAGCGGCCAUUCCUCCUCUACCAGAACGAUGACUCUUCUGGCCGCCCCUCUCUCGUCACCCCCCCGCCGGGGUACUGCUGUGGCACCGAGCUGCUGGAUGACCUCUGGGAUGAUCCGCAUGACCUUGACGGCCGCGAGAGGUGCCUAAGUGACAUCUGCAACUUCACCUACUCGCCCACGGCCACCGAGGUGUCCUUCGUCACAGCGUCGUUCAGCUCUGACACUGUGCCACAGCAGCCACAGCAGCAGCCACAAAGCAGUGCUAUGAUGGGCUAUGUCACCUCUGCUGCUUUUCCCAGCAUGAGCUAGGCAGGGCUGGGCUGGACUGGUCAGCUGGCAUACAGGGUAUUUUCCCGGUGGGCUGACUGCGCCUAGGGACUUUGUUUUUCUUAGGGGCUGGUCCACAGUUUACAGGGGGUGGCCCAUCGGUCCAGCCUUAGAGAUUGUAUUAAGGCAGGCAGGAUAUAGUGUGGAAACAGGCUAUAGGCCCACUGUAUGUGUGAGGGUCCGGUUUAAGACAAAAAUGUCCAGGCCAGCCCCCCUACAAGGUGCUCGCUUGGCUAGCCUUCUAGACCUGAUAUUAUGCCAAGAUUUGCUGGCUGCUUUGCCAAAAUAUCCUACCAGUUGCCUGUACCCAACAUAUCCCUACCUCUGACCAUAACAUAUAGGGGCGCUUCUGCGUAGAUCUUGGUAGUUGCAAUAGAGAUGUUGAAGGAAAUUAAGUAUCCAGCAGCAGCACACAUAACACACAUUGCACAAUGUGUGACAGUUAAAUUGAAGCAACAGUGAUGGCGUUAUGAGAUAUGGUGCUUGUCUUGUUUUGGUUUGCCUUUCUGUCAAACAUAAUCUCGCAGAUUGCUGAUUACAAUGGGCAAAAAGUUUGCUGCAGAUUGGAUACUAUGCCGUGGCAACAAAGGAGAAACUAUAUGGCUCUCCGUGUUGGGCAGUAAUGCUUUACAAAAGUAAUUAAUUACUGUAAUGCAUUACUUUUUGCUGUAAUGCAGUAAUGUAAGGCAUUACAGGGCAAAAAUCUGUAAUAUUUACGAAGUUACAAUGCUAAAUAACUUAAGUUACAAUGUAUUACAAUAACCUGCAUUUUAGUGGUAUUAAGUGUGGUGGAUUAGAAAGAAGCUAUUCCUGAACCUGGUAGUUUUUAGUCUGCAUGCUGCCAAAAACACCUCUUGGAUGGGAGGUGAAAAAGUCAUAACUCAUGCCCUUGAUUUACACUGUAACAAAUUGCCAGAUCCAUAUUUAGGUCUACAGUUCUUUUGGCGAAAGUAACUAAAGUAAUGCAAAAGUAGUGUAAUACCUUACAUUUUAAAUAUAGUCAUAUUGUAGUGUAAGGGAUUAUUUUGAAAAGACCGUAACAUGUAAUCAGUAAUGCAUUACAGUUUUUGAGUAACUUGCCCUAACACUGGCGGCUUUUGUGACUGUAGGCGUUACAAGUG